Molecule: messenger RNA, 4061 nt
Organism: Acipenser ruthenus (sterlet)
Lineage: Eukaryota; Metazoa; Chordata; Actinopteri; Acipenseriformes; Acipenseridae
Product: zinc finger protein 239-like
Exons: 3
Coding region: 1407-2465 (352 amino acids)
Source: RefSeq, a predicted model, not a curated record
GACCCUCGCAGUGAAGGCAAGGAGCAGCCCAUUGCUCAGUGGAGGAGGAUACUGCUGAGCAGCAGCUCCCUAAAGGGUAUUGGAUCAGGGUGGUGGUUUGAGAAAUGAAGCAGGUACACUUCUGACUGCAGAUUUGUCAGACUUCAUGCUGACUGUACUGUCAACCACCCCCUGCUAGCGCUGAAGCGGAGCGGGUAUUUAGACGAGUAAACUUGAUUCAAACUGACUUGCGCAAUCGUCUCCUUGGAGCACAGUCGAGCAGCUGCUGAAUGUGAAGUCUGGGUUACGACGGGUCAAGAAGGUGUGUUCUGCCUUUCAGCCAUCAGCGGAGAUGAAUCAAGCCACGAACAGCGACAUGGAUGAGAAUAGGAAAGUGGAGGAGGCUGACGUAGAGGAUGAAGACAUGGAUAUUGAAUAGGUUUUUCAUGAUAUCUGAUGUAAUAUUUUGAGCUGUGUAUGUCGGGUUUACAGUCUACUUCAAUUAUAUUCAUCUGUUUUUUUUUUUACUUUCAUGUUUCCAAAGUGCAAAACAAAAACUACAACUGCAAAAGAGAAAAGGGAACCGAUUAUCUAGUUUAAUAAAUAGUAGGACGUUUUAUAAGGCUGGAAGUAAGGUUAAAAUAAGGGGAGGGUGGUAUGGGUGGAAUAGGAAGGAGGAAGCAGCAUUAAUAAGGCUUCUUAUAGAGCAUUCAGCUUUAAAGGAACACCUGUAUAGACCUGGAGAGCAUGAGAAUGGGAUAUGUGUGGAGUGGAGUGUAAUGGAAACAGUGGAGCAUCUGAUGGUUGAAUGUGUUCGAUAUAGGAAGGUGAGAGAAGAUAUGUGGAAAGAAUGAAGGGAUUGCAAUAUUUCCAAUAUUUAAAAAAAAAUAGUAUAGGUGAUGGAAGAAAAAUAGAAAACGGUAUUAUUGGAUGUAUUGCAAAAUAUAUUAGGAAACUGGAAGAUUAAAUAUUUAGCAUACAGAGAUUUUAAGUGUUCCCAGUAGUUUUAAUAGCCAAAUCUGAACAGUAGGAGGCGACAAUAAGUUUCGACAGACACUUUGUGGCUAUAAACAAAACAGAAGAGACUCAGCUUAGGCGCAUGCGCACAAAAUCCAUCCGAGAACACCGGCCUGCUGGCGCUUCAAACACACAGCUUCGUUUCUCAAACUGUUUUUUUUUUUUAAUUAAACGAUAUCGUAUACCAGUUUGUAAGACGUGGACGAUAAAAAAGUGAGUUAAGUGAUGUUAUUAAUUAAAAGUAAGUUGUUUGCGAAGGGCGUGUGUGGCAGACGCUUUGUUUGUUAAAUGAACAGGCAUGACGUCAUCAACAAGACCGAGUCAAUGUAAAAUGUAACAAUUAAAUUAAAAGGCGCCGGGAAAAAUCAAUCAAAAAUCAGCAGCUACUAAACAGAAUCCCGUGUGCUGCCAUGGACAGUGUGGAGAUGGAAUCUGUCCAGAUUAAAGAGGACAUCCCUGAAGUAGAGUUUGAGCACAUGGAACCAGGGAAGGAAGAAUCCGAGGACUUCAAACCAAACAUCCCUGAGCUGGAGCCUGUACGCCUGCGGGAGUGUAGCGUGGUCCUGGAGAGAAUCUGCGUGAGAGAGCAAGGCGCUGGAGAGGAAGGCUCUCCCAACAGCAUGCAAGGAGGUGGAAAGGAAGACGGACGCUCCCAUUCAGAAUGCAGUCUAGCAGGUUCCAGUCCAGCAGCUAAAGCGAGGGCGGGUGCUGGAGAAUAUCCUGACUAUGGGAAAGGUUUCACCCAGUUAGGGAAUUUUAAAAUGCACCAGCGAACUGACACGAGAGAGAAACUGUAUUGCUGCUCUGACUGUGGAAAGAGUUUCAUUCAGUUAGGAACCCUGAAAGAACACCAGCGAACUCACACAGGAGAGAAACCGUAUCGCUGCUCUGAAUGUGGGAGGAGUUUCAGUCAGUCUGGAUCCCUGAAAGCACACCAGCGAACUCACACAGGAGAGAAACUGUAUCUCUGCUCUGAAUGUGGGAGAAGUUUCAGUCAGCCAGGAACUCUGAAAGCACACCAGCGAACUCACACAGGAGAGAAACCAUAUCGCUGCUCUGACUGUGGGAAGAGUUUCAGUCAGUCAAGCAACCUUAUUUCACACCUGCGAAUUCACAGAGGCGAGAAACCGUAUCACUGCUCUGACUGUGGGAAGAGUUUCAGUCAUUCAAACCACCUUGUUUCACACCAGCUAAUUCACACAGGAGAGAAACCGUAUCUCUGCUCUUACUGUGGGAAGAGUUUCAAUCACUCGAACAAUCUGAAAAAACACCAGCGAACUCACACAGGAGAGAAACCGUUUUGCUGCUCUUACUGUGGGAAGAGUUUCUGUGUUAAACGAGGCCUUCAAAGACACCAGCUAAUUCACACAGGAGAGAAACCGUAUCGCUGCUCUGACUGUGGGAAGAGUUUCAGUCAGUCCGGAAACCUGAAAAGACACCAGCAAAUUCACAGAGGAGAGAAACCUUAAAGACUAUGUUCAAUGGGACGUUUCACUCAUGAGGAAAGAAAAUUUUCACCUUGCAUUAUGAAUCCCUGUGUAAUUACUGUUUUGUGUAUCACUCUAAAGAGCAUGCAGUUUAAAUGGUAAAAAUGCACUUCAUCUCUCUUGCACUCUUAUUGUGUCAAAGUGGGCUAUGUGGGACAUUUUCCCUGUAUAUGAUAAUACAUGAACGUGUAUUAGAAAUGUAACUGGAUUCAUUAAUGAAGCUGUGUGUCUUGAGAAACAGGGCAAACUGCUGUGUCUUGAGAAGAGGGCCUUUGGCUUGCAGACAUACUGAACUAUGUGACCUACUGAUUAGAGGACCGGUGCCUGAACUGGAUCAGACUGGACGGACAGUUGAAUUAUGGACAGAUAAUUCACACGUGCAACAACAAUUGUGUUGACACAAGGAAGACAUAAACUGGUGAUGUCCCAGUGGAAAAGGACAUAAAAACAUCAAAGGACUGGGAGUUUAAAAAAGGCAAGAUACACAAAUUAUCUCAUGAAAAUGGCUAGUUAGCAGAGUGAGAAAAACUAUAAAUAUCUAGAAAACUAAAUAUUUUGCGCUCCACAUCAAAUGCUAAACAAGGUGCUGUCACUCUGCUAAGCUAAGCUGCAACUCCGGGACUCUGCCUAUAAACAGAACCAAGACGGGACUCUGCCUGAAAACAGACCCAAGACGAGGAAGCAAGCUGCAAGAGAGUCAACGACCCCAAGCAACGAGACUGAGACCCGGCUGGAGGACUGCCGUAAAACUUAGAGACUUAUCAGACAAACCAGUCUGGGUCUGCUGUACACCUAAAACCACAGUAUCCAAAAGAAACUGUGCCCUGCUACCUGCAUAGCUAAAGACAGAGCGGCCGGGCGCUGUUGUGGAUCCUAUACCGAGGACUGAAGACUUUGUUGCAGCUGUUUGUUGAUUCUGUCGAGAAUUGAAUGCUUUGUUGCCAAUUUGAUCCAACGUGGGAUUGAAGACUUUGUUGCUGAGAGGAGAUCUUUUUGUACUGGACACUUCAACAGAUUGAGUUUCCAAAACAGCCGACCAAAAGUCUAAGCUUAAAGGAACCGUUGAGUAUAAUUCCAGUUACAUUUUCCUUUCAUGGAACUAAAUUAAUUCAUUGUAACACAUUCACAUCGAAUUGAACUGUUAAUUGUUUAGUUUGCACACUUUGCGUGUGAAUUAACUUUUAGUGAAACUUGAUGAAGUAACUAUAAGUAAUCUACCUCAUAUUGUUGUAUGAAGAAUUUCUUUAAAAGUAAACUUACCCUACACUUAAUCUAUAUACCAUUAAUAAGCUUAAUGUGAUAUAUUCUAAGAUUGUCUGAAUCAUCUCAGUUGAGGCUGUAUGUGGGCGUGUGUGUGUGUGCGUGUGCUUGGGUGUGGGCUUGUGUGUGUGAGCAAGCUACCACAUCACAGCCUGCUUGCUCGCUGGAGUGCUGCUGGUGUGUGAGGAGACAGGCGGUGUCAUAUUUCAAUUGCCUGCUAGUCAAGUUAAGGCAGUGAGAGUUUUUUAAGACAUUUACUUUCUGACUUUUCUGAUUCCUGUUUAUUAUCUGUGUACUUAAUAAAAUACUACUAUUGAU